Cynoglossus semilaevis (tongue sole) is the source of this 4353-nucleotide messenger RNA. RefSeq names its product ArfGAP with coiled-coil, ankyrin repeat and PH domains 2a (gene acap2a). The transcript has 24 exons. Gene Ontology annotation, cellular component: cytoplasm. Gene Ontology annotation, molecular function: protein binding; GTPase activator activity. Lineage: Eukaryota; Metazoa; Chordata; Actinopteri; Pleuronectiformes; Cynoglossidae. Bases 480 to 2987 code for a protein of 835 amino acids. The record is from RefSeq and is a predicted model, not a curated record.
CCUGAGUCCGCGGUCUCUUGAGGGCAGGGUGGUGAUGAUGCGUCUGUUCACCACAGACCAUCUCUAUGUGUAUGUGUGUAGUAAUCAGGCAGAAGGAAAAGCUGUUCCCCCCACAGGCUGCUAUGACCUAAAGCAGCCACCGGCCGAUUCUCCUCUGCUUCCUCCGAGGACCUGUACGUCUCAGUUGUCAGUCGUGUUCAGGAUUUAAUCUCACCGUGAACCUAAAGUGUGCUUUUGGUGGGUCUUUGCUGCUGCAGCCUGUGAGUCCGUGUGUCUCACAAGAGCAGUGACAGAGUGAAACCAGCAGCUGCGGCGCUUACCGAGGCGGAGGGACGUUAGCACACAGGCUAAUUAGCCGCGAAGACUCCAAAGGCUGGAUUAUUGUCUUUAUUCAAAGAUGUCCAGGCAGAGACACAGACACAGACACAGACGGGGACACGGGGAGACAGUGACCGCAGUCACUCACCGCGGCCGAAAAAAUGAAGAUAACUGUGGAAUUCGAGGAGUGUUUGAAAGACUCCCCUCGGUUCAGAGCCACCAUAGAGGAAGUAGAGGGGGAUGUGUGCGAGUUGGAAUCAAAGCUGGACAAAUUGGUGAAGUUGUGUAUUGGAAUGAUUGAUGCUGGAAAAGCCUACAAUGCAGCCAACAAGCAGUUUGUAAGUGGGAUCCGGGAGUUGGCCCAGCAGUCCACCAAAGAUGAGGUCAUCGAGUCCAGUCUCACAAAGUUUGCAGAGAGUCUGCAAGAAAUGAUCAACUAUCACACGAUAUUAUUUGACCAGGCCCAGAGAUCGAUCAAGACCCAGCUCCAAACCUUUGUCAAAGAUGACCUGAGAAAGUUCAAAGAAGCCAAGAAGCAGUUUGAUAAAGUCAGUGAGGAGAAGGAGGGCGCGCUGAUUAAAAAUGCCCAAGCGCCACGCAACAAGCAGCACGAGGUGGAGGAGGCCACCAACAUCCUCACCGCCACGCGCAAGUGCUUCCGACACAUCGUCCUCGACUACGUCUUACAGAUUAAUGUGCUACAAUCCAAAAGAAGAUCGGAAAUCUUGAAAUCCAUGCUGUCCUUCAUGUACGCCCACUUGACGUUCUUCCAUCAGGGAUAUGACCUCUUCAGUGAACUACAGCCGCUCAUGAAACAGCUCGGAGGACAGUUGGACCAGCUGGUGGUGGAUGGUGCCAAAGAAAAGAGAGACAUGGAGCAGAAACACUCCACCAUCCAGCAAAAAGAUUUUUCAAAUGACGACGCAAAGCUGGAGUACAAUGUGGACGCAGACAACGGCAUCGCCAUGGAGGGAUAUCUGUUCAAGAGGGCCAGCAACGCCUUCAAGACCUGGAACAGGCGUUGGUUUUCCAUCCAGAACAAUCAGCUUGUGUACCAGAAGAAAUUUAAGGACAACCCCACAGUGGUGGUGGAGGACCUGAGGCUCUGUACAGUCAAACACUGUGAGGACAUAGAGCGGCGCUUCUGUUUCGAGGUGGUGUCACCCACCAAGAGUUGUAUGAUGCAGGCAGACUCGGAGAAGCUGCGUCAGGCCUGGAUCAAAGCCGUCCAGAACAGCAUCGCCUCCGCCUUCCGCGACAAGGGAGACGAUGGCGAGAAGCUGGACAGGAAAUCUUCCACAUCCACGGGGAGUUUGGACUCUGGUGGGGAGCAGAAGGAGAGGUUGCUGAAGGGAGAGAGUGCCCUGCAGAAGGUUCUGGUCAUCCCAGGCAACUCCUGCUGCUGUGACUGUGGUCAGCCAGACCCUCGCUGGGCCAGCAUCAAUCUGGGCAUCACUCUGUGUAUACAGUGCUCCGGCAUUCACAGGAGCCUGGGUGUGCAUUUUUCUAAAGUUCGGUCUCUGACUUUGGACACAUGGGAACCAGAACUACUGAAGUUAAUGUGUGAAUUAGGAAAUGGAGCGAUCAACCAAAUCUACGAGGCUCGAAGAGAAGAACUGGGAGCCAGAAAACCACAGCCCGGAGAUCCAAGACAUGAGGUUGAAGCCUACAUCAAGGCCAAGUACGUGGAUCGUAGGUUCGUACGUCGACCUUCUGACGAGGAGCUUCGCACCAAAGUGGUCUCUCUCAGCAAACAGGAGAAGAGGCUGAGCAGCAGCUCCGAUCACAUGCCUCCCAGACCGCCACCACCUACGCCCAAACUCCGACCUGGUUCAAACACCUCCGGACAGACAGCUGUUGCCAGUGGCUCGGAGGCUCGCCGUGACUCUCUCUUCUGUGCUGACGAGCUUGAUUCACUCUUCUCCUACUUUGACAACUCCUCCAAGCUCAGGAGCAUAAAAAGUGCAGACAGUGGAAUCCAAAACAGUGCUGAUGGAAGCAGGGAAAUGUUGGCCAACACCCCGUCCAAUGACAGUUUGGUAGAAGCAGAUGCAGCCGAGUCUCCACCCAUGGCUAUGCCUGCCACGCUGCCUCCUCCCUCUCCCUGUAAGGAGGUGGUUUUCUACGAGCCUAAGGAAUACAGUCCAGGUCUACAGCUGUACUGGGCCUCCUGUUCCCGCAGUCUGCCCGACAUGGCAGAGGCACUGGCCCAUGGUGCAGAGGUCAACUGGGUCAAUACUGAGGAUGAUAAGAGGACGCCGCUGAUCAUGGCCGUGCAGGGAGGCUCACUGGUCACCUGUGAGUUUUUGCUUCAGAAUGCAGCUAAUGUGAACCAACAGGACGCUCAGGGUCGAGGACCUCUGCACCACGCCACCAUGCUGGGACACACUGGGCAAGUGUGUUUGUUCCUAAAAAGAGGAGCGAAUCAAAAUGCCACAGACAUUGAUGAGAAAACACCACUAACUAUAGCAGUGGAGGCGGCCAAUGCAGACAUCGUCACAUUGUUACGACUUGCGAAGAUGAACGAAGAGAUGCGGGAGGCGGAGGGUCCCUACAGCCAGUCAGGGGAUGAAACCUACCAGGACAUUUUCCAGGACUUCACCCACAUGGCCUCCAAUGACCCGGACAAGCUGAACCGGUACCAGCAGUACGACACGCAGCGACCUUGACAGCACACACACACACACACACAUGCACAUACAGACUGACGUCUACUAGCACUUAGACAGACACUGAGAAGGUCUCCUGGACAUUUCAGCUCCAAAACAUCUGCCUCCAUCAACAGUCAGUGCCUCCACCUCCGGACAGCUUUUUUUUUAUUUUUUGUUAUGGCUGACAAGUUUAGGAACUGGACUGAAGUUUUUUUGAAAAAAAAAAAAAAAAGCAAAGUCCAUAUGUUUUUAUUUUUAUUUUUAACUUUUAUUCCUCAGUGCAAAUGAGUCCAGGCAGUGAAUGGUACAUUUUUGUAGAGGAAUUUUCAACCACAUGGAUUUUAAUUGAACUGUGUCUGAAUGUGUGUUUUUUUGUUUGUUUUUUUUUAAAGAUUUUUGUCCGUCACACUUCGACUUUGAUCUUAAAAAACUCAAGUGUGUCAGAUUGGGUAAGUACAUGGUUCAAGGACCUAGAGAGCUUCCUCAUUUGGUCUUUUUACUUUUCUUUUUGUUUCUAUUUUUAUUUUAUUUUUUUAAUUCCAGUAUCUGUUCUGAGCUGUGCACACGUGUCCAUGUGAAUUUUACUUUGUUACUUGCACAAAUCUCUUCGUCUUAUAUGUCCAUUGAUGUUUACCAGACUGACAUGUGACAAUGAUAAUGUUUUUCUUCUUCUUUCCAUGUUAAACAUUUCCGUCCUGAUGAUUUUUACCUUCUUAGCUUCUUAGCCUCCAUUAGCUUCAUCAUAAAGUGGAAUUAAAAUAAGCCUUAGUCAUCACAGGUUGGAAACCUGACCUAUAAAUUAUAUAUGGGUAAAUUAUAACCCUAUACUGUAUUUUUUUUGCUUAAUGUAAUUUAUUUGUACUGUAUCAUUCAUUUUAACAGUGUAUUUUAAUCUGUUUUUAUGGGGAACUGAUCUGAUUUAGGGAAUAUAUACAAACAGCGUCAUCCAUCCAUCUCAGUGAUUUAUUUUAGUGACAAUUGAGUACAGUCAAAUAUUUGCAUAUAGUCUCACUGUGAGAUUUAAUGAGAAAUCCUUGUUUGGUGGAUUCAUUUGUUGCACUGUUUUUUUUUCUUUAGUUUUUUAGUUUUUCUCUGAUCAAUGUCAAAUGUUUUUUUUUGUUUUUGUUUCUUAGUCCAGGUGAUAUCUGAGCAAAUCUUUGGAUAACAUGGGAUACAAUUCUUGUACAUUUUGUACAGAAGCUUUUGAACUGAAGUAUAAAGUUAGAGGUACUUGAAUGAUUAAAUAAGCUUUUGUAUAUGCUGUUCUCUGUACGCUUUAGUCAUUUUAGCUCAUUUUAUAUCACUUGUCAGUAAUGCAUUAUACGUACGUGUACCUGUAACGUGUAAGAACUACAAUACAUAUGGACUGAGGGUUCAGCACUUG